UGAUCUGUGCUUGUCUGUGCAGGUAAUGCCACACCGGGUACGGGCCUCAUGGGAGGACGGAUGUUUAAUUAUGGUUGCGGUUAGUUUGAAGAAACCCGGAGGUGAGCAUACUCAGCGACACAUUUGAGUAAGACAUACAAGCUGGCACCACGGGUGAUGAAAAGUACCUGAUCAUGUCAGCGGCGCCACGCUAGCUGAUUAUGAAGACAGGUGGGUUCGGUGUUCGACCUUGAUUCUGUUUCGCAUUUGCCAUGAACGUAUGAAUCAGAUGCGAUGGGCGAGGAGUGGAUGAAGACGAGCGCUGACAGUCCCGAGAAGGGAUGCAGGGUAGCGUGGGCGCGCGAAGAGACAGAAAGAGCGAGAUGCGUCUGGCAGAUCUCACUGAUAGCCAAGUGUAAAAGCUUGAAAGUCACAGGUCACAUGACCAUAUAAUACAACA
Messenger RNA from Serpula lacrymans var. lacrymans S7.9, 439 nucleotides. RefSeq lists its product as uncharacterized. NCBI's taxonomy places the organism in Eukaryota, Fungi, Basidiomycota, Agaricomycetes, Boletales, Serpulaceae. Bases 274 to 432 code for a protein of 52 amino acids. The transcript has a single exon. The record is from RefSeq and is a predicted model, not a curated record.